Molecule: messenger RNA, 1746 nt
Organism: Linum trigynum
Lineage: Eukaryota; Viridiplantae; Streptophyta; Magnoliopsida; Malpighiales; Linaceae
Source: the annotation of a GenBank genome assembly
AUGGAGUCUACUUCUGCUACUUCUGCUGCUGCUGAGGCUGCUGAUACUAAUGACUUCCGCCUUCCGGCUCCCCCGGCUUCUGCUUGCGAUUCGGCCGAUCAGCGGAGGGAGAAUGGUGCCGAUUCUGGUGGCGGCGGAGGCGGUUGCGGAGGUGGAGGAGGGGCUAGGUAUAAGCUGAUGUCGCCGGCGAAGCUCCCGAUCUCCAGGUCUCCUUACAUCACCAUCCCUCCUGGGCUUAGUCCGACUUCGUUUCUCGAGUCACCGGUCCUGCUCUCCAAUGUCAAGGCUGAGCCUUCCCCGACUACAGGAUCUUUCAUCAAGCCUCAAACAGUGCAUGGCUCUUUUUUAUCGAACUCCUACUCAGCAACUGCAGUUUCAUCUGACACCUUUGGGGAAAGAGCCUCCAGCUUCUUUGAGUUCAGGCCUCCUUCUAUAUCAAAUAUGACUUCUGCAGAUAUGAUCAAUAAGAGGAGAGAACAAUCUGUACAAGUCCAAGGCAGUUCUCAGUCUCAAAUCCAAUCAUUUUCAUCAUUGGCUUCACCUAAAGCGGAGAUGGUAGCCUCCUCAAAUGAGUUGAGUCUCCAUAUGGCAACUUCUGGGACUACUGCAACUACUGAAGCUGAAGCUAAUGAACAAAACCAGACAGGAAACUCGAGCUGUGGGCCCCAGGUCUCACAAUCUGAUCUUAAAGGAGGAACCACAAACUCAACUACAUCAGAGGAUGGAUAUAACUGGCGCAAAUAUGGACAGAAGCUUGUCAAGGGAAGUGAAUUUCCCCGUAGCUAUUACAAGUGCACACAUCCUAACUGUGAAGUGAAGAAGUUAUUUGAGCGGUCUCAUGAUGGGCAAAUAACAGAGAUUAUUUAUAAAGGAACACAUGACCAUCCUAAACCUCAACCUAGCCGUCGAUACGCUGCUGGAGCUCUUUUGACUGCGCAAGAAGAUAGAUCUGAUAAAAUACUGUCUGGGAGGGAUGAAAAAUUGUCUGGUGCAUAUAGUCAAGCGUCCAACACCAUGGAACCAAAUGGUUCUGAAAUGUCCCCUGUUACAGCAACUGAUGAAAAUGCAGAAGUUACUGAAGAUGACGAUGACCCCCUUUCAAAGCGAAGGAAAAUGGAUACUGGGAGUUUUGAUGUCACUCCAGUGGUUAAGCCUAUCCGUGAACCACGUGUUGUUGUUCAAACUCUUAGUGAGGUUGAUAUACUUGAUGAUGGGUACAGGUGGCGCAAAUAUGGGCAGAAAGUAGUGAGAGGAAAUCCUAAUCCGAGGAGCUACUACAAGUGCACAAAUGUGGGAUGCCCGGUGAGAAAGCAUGUAGAGAGGGCAUCACAUGAUCCGAAAGCAGUCAUAACUACUUACGAAGGGAAACACAACCAUGAUGUACCUGCAGCUAAGAAUAGCAGUAGUCACGACACAGCUGCAGCAGCUGCUGCUGCUGCUAUGAGCAGUAGUGGUCCAUUGAGGAUAAUAAGAUCAGAUGAAAGCGACACCAUCAGCCUUGAUCUCGGAGUUGGGAUGGGUUCUUCUGCAGCCGCUGAGAAUAGGUCCACCGACCACCACCAUCACCACCAACAGCCUUUCCACUCUGAACAUGGGCAGCAAAGCAGUGGGCCCAGUUUCAGCAAAGCUGCAAAUUACUAUGGUGGCAUGAACCAGUAUGCAUCGACUAGACAAACUCCUACGGAGGUUCACAGCUCAUCUUACCCCUACCCACCGAAUAUUGGAAGAUUACUUACCGGUCCUUAG